Messenger RNA from Fusarium poae, 1317 nucleotides. RefSeq lists its product as uncharacterized. The transcript has 3 exons. Bases 1 to 1317 code for a protein of 438 amino acids. NCBI's taxonomy places the organism in Eukaryota, Fungi, Ascomycota, Sordariomycetes, Hypocreales, Nectriaceae. The record is from RefSeq and is a predicted model, not a curated record.
AUGGCGGUAACUGGGAAAGUCUUCUUGAAAGUUAAAUUGGAAAAGCAUUGGAAAGUCCAUCUGGAUAACGGUCACAUUUCGUCUGACGCUAUAUUGGAGUUUAAUCAAGCGAGACUCCCUCGAUUCUUCAGGAGCCCCUUAUCCGACGCCAUCUUCACCUAUCAGCGCCGAAAUGACGUCGGCAGGACUGUUGCAAGCGAUAUCGCGGACUCUGAUGAUAUCGAACAACAGGCGAUUAAUGGUGAUGGAGACUACUCCAUGGAAGAUCAUUUCAUCCAAGACGGCCUCACAGACGAUGACUCCGAAGACGAUGACCUUGAGGAAGAGGGAGGAGACCCCUUCCCUCAAGGCAGGAUUGAUAUCCUCAAGGAGAAUGAGAAAGACUGGGAUGUUCAGAGACUGUCUGGCUUUAUCUUUGUGCUCAAGAGGGUACACUUGCAUUGGGUUAUGUGGCGUACUCCUUAUGAGAAUCGUGUCAGACGGCCUGUUGCUCAUAUACAACGCAACAUGGAGAUGCAGCCUGUCUAUCGAACAGCGGUUGUCAUCGAUUGCGAAUGGGAUUCGAGCGACCUACGUCUGUGGGAGGUUGCUAUCAUAGAUCGAGCUACUGGGAAGGUGUUGAUAAACACCUUGAUAAAGGGUUCGAAGCCUGCCAAAGCUGCUCCUCUCCCUAAAGGCAGGUUAAAAAGCAUUACGCUUAAGACGGUGUUCAUUGCCUGGCAUAGGAACAAAACCGACCUUCGCAUAUUCCGAGAAUUCUUGGAACAAGGAGGGCACAAGGGUAUCUUACCUGGGGAUGAUAAUUGCAUACAUGUGAUCCAUUAUCUCCGACGCAACGUACCCGCAUCCAUUUCACUUAGCCUUCCUAUAAUCUUCGAGAUUCUCUAUCCGGACCAUGAGCUUAUCGGUCUCAAUCAUCGCGCUCUACCUGAUUGUCAGCAGACCAUGCUGGUCUUGGACGCCUUCGAGCAGCUCUGUAAACCCUCAGAGGAACGGAGCAUUAGAUGGAAGAUAGAGACCCUCCAGAGCCUCUACAAUCCGGGUAAGUUACAGCAGGAUGCGCAGCAAGAUGCUUCGGUCUCCGUCAAGCGGAAGAGCAGCUUGACUGAGCAAAGCAUCGAAGGACCUUCAAAGCCCAAGCGUGCGAAACUAUCAUCCAACCCACGAUUCUAUCUGGGGAGGCAUCAGAAUACCGGAAGAGCCGCCGAGAGCCAAAAAAGACGAAACAAUUUAGUCAUUUUAUAUCGGUUUAGACCAGCAUUUGAGCUAGUUUGUUUUGGCGUCCUAAACAUCGGAGGACAAUUAUGCCACUAUUAA